Lotus japonicus is the source of this 954-nucleotide messenger RNA. RefSeq lists its product as uncharacterized. The record is from RefSeq and is a predicted model, not a curated record. The coding region runs from base 108 to 797 and encodes 229 amino acids. Lineage: Eukaryota; Viridiplantae; Streptophyta; Magnoliopsida; Fabales; Fabaceae. The transcript is spliced from 6 exons.
GACUCUGAAUGAGUAUUGAGUGGGUAGUGAUAAACCCUAAUUCAUGAAAUUGAAAUUGGAAUAACAACUGUGGUUUUGAUUUUGGGGAUUUUUCCUCUUUCGAAGGCAUGGAUUCGUCCCCUCCCUCAAAGCGACGUCGUCAGAGCAAAGACGGCGAGGUUGAAGCAUCAACGGUUCAAGAGAUGUCACCGGUGGUGAUCUUCGCUCACGGUGCUGGUGCUCCUUCCUCUUCCGAUUGGAUGCUAAGAUGGAAAACUAUGUUGAAGGAGGCUCUGCAUGCUGCUGAUGUUGUCACUUUUGACUAUCCUUACAUGGCUGGUGGGAAAAAGAGGGCUCCUCCCAAGGCAGAAAAACUGGUGGAGUUUCACGCGAAUAUUGUAAAGGAAACUGCAACUAAGUACCCUGGUCAUCCCCUGAUACUGGCAGGAAAAUCAAUGGGUUCAAGAGUUGGAUGCAUGGUGGCUAGCAUGGAGGACAUCAAGGUUUCUUCUGUAGUAUGCUUGGGCUAUCCGUUAAAGGGAAUCAAUGGUGCAGUUAGAGAUGAAACACUGUUACAGCUAAAAGUUCCUACAAUGUUUGUACAGGGCAGCAAGGAUGGUCUCUGUCCACUUGAGAAGUUAGAUGCCACUAGGAAGAAAAUGAAAGCAGUUAACGAGCUGCAUGUCAUUGAAGGUGGUGACCACUCUUUCAAGAUUUCUAAGAAGCAUCUGGAAGCAAAUGGUUCGACCCAACAGGAAGCUGAAGAUGUAGCUGUGCAGGCCAUUGCCGCAUUCAUUUCCAGAUCUCUUGAUGGAUGAUGAAUGACGCACCAUUUGUUGCUUCUGUAGUGUAUCAAGGUUUGUAUAUAUAAUUCGGUGUAUUUUGCUCGGUAGUAAUUUAGGUCUUGUUCUGGUUAGUGGGCUAUGACUAUGUUUUUUGAUAUUUUCCCCUUGUUAGCAGAGUAGACAUAUGAAU